Mya arenaria is the source of this 1101-nucleotide messenger RNA. RefSeq lists its product as uncharacterized. NCBI's taxonomy places the organism in Eukaryota, Metazoa, Mollusca, Bivalvia, Myida, Myidae. The coding region runs from base 79 to 465 and encodes 128 amino acids. The transcript has 2 exons. The record is from RefSeq and is a predicted model, not a curated record.
UAAAACAAACCCGCCAGAGUACAGGGCAGCAGUUUGAAAGCUCAGUCAGCGGUGAUAGCUCUUCGGGACGCAAUCAAAAUGAAGGUUGUGUGUGUACUCGUGAUUAUGGCUUCGUUUGUGGCGUUAUCGGCGGCACAAGGGGACUUUUAUUCCAUGUUGAUGUUGUCAAACCUCCUCGGAGGAGGGGGCGGUCAGUCUGAGGCUUCUCAAGGUGUUCCAGGGAUGGCAAGUAGGGGCGCCUCUGGUUCUGCUGGUGGGAACGCUGCUGCAAUGAGAGCUGCUUUAGCCGGAGGACGUCAAGGUGGUCGAGGUAGUGGUGGCAACGGUUUUAUGGAAAUGGGAGCUUUGACAGGGCAAUUUGGAGAUCGCAUGCGUGACAUGAGUAUGUGCAACAUGUUUAGAGGAACCAGCUUUUAUUCUAUUUGUUAUAUGCAAGCCAUUACUGGAGGAGGAAGCAUUUUCUAACAUGACGGAAUACACAUCUCGUGACUUUUUGUGCGUUUCGAAAUUACGCGUGCCAAAUUGUUCCACCUUUCUGCAACAACGACAUUUACCGAAAAGAUAGAAAAAACACGUUUCUUUAAGAAUUAACCAUCGAGCACUCUUCUCUACUAUGCGACUGAAUAAUCUCCACUAAUUGCUUUUUCGCCUCAUUUCAAUGUACGAUUUGUUAUUUCAUCUCUGUAUUCUUUGUUUUGAUUUUAUGUCAUAUGUUUUUCUUGUAUUUAUUGAGGUAUUCGACAAGUUUAUUUUCGGUUGAAACAAAGAACGAAAUUUUGUCACCAAAACUCUUUUCCACAUUUCUUUUCAUUUAUCACCUUAAACAAGCACAGCUGUUGCCAAUGACACCAAAAUAAAAAAGGGUUACCUGGCAUCAGAUGUUGGUAACAACACUUGACAUAUAUUUGAAAUUGAUUCGAUAAAAUGCAUUCUUCAGUAUGGUUACAUCUGUAUAUGAUAAACAAAGACUUCAGAGGUGAUUUGUUUCAUUUUGUACUAACACUGUAUUCCACGACUAUCAUAAAUCAAUAUUGUACUUCUUAUAAACAUGUAUUGUAUGAUUGUUUUAUAUUUAUUAUAAAUAAGUCUGAACGGGUAAAA